UUAUGUCGGUUGAGGCUCAAGAAGAGCCUAUUCAAUUAACUUUUAAAUGACUGACUAUCUUAUUACAUGCAGGCUAGACGAAUCAGUCUUGGCAAGUGACCGAUUGUAGUUCGUCGGGAGAUCCUUCCAGUAUUCAUUCAAAUGUCUCUUGAAUGUGUCCACCGUUGGAGCUGACAACACUGACUCAGGGAGAUGAAUUGUUCCAAAUAACAUUCAAUCGAUUUUCAAAGAAGUUCGCCCUCACACAAUGCUUCUUUUUUGCUUCUGGAGCUUCUCGUUCAGUUGCCAUGGAGUUGUGUGGUUGUUGCUUUGUAAAAGCUGGUCUUUUGGUGAUGUCUUAGAUAUAUGUGUAUGUUUCGAUCAUAUCACCAUGUAGCCUUCGAUGUUCCAGGGAUGGAUCCGAAGCUUUUUAAAAUACUUUUUUCAGUCUUUCAGAAUAAGUGUUUUCUUUGAGGUGACUCCAGCAUUUUGGUGCCCCGCCUUUGAACUUGCUCGAUUUCACUACAUAGUCCUUUUUCAAAGGGUUGCCAAACACAGUGUAAACUCUAAAAACGGCCUUGCUAAACUCUUGUAGAGCAAAACAAACGUAUUCUCAGAAAAGUAGAAUCUAAUCAAAUGAUCGCCUGAUAAACAGCUUUUGAUGUUAUCUGGGCUACGUGCUCUUGAAGGUGUGCAGGAAGAUAAAAGGAAUUAUAACUUAUAACUCAACAUAUCCUAUGAUGGAUCGCCUCAGUCUUCUGGAUCGUGUUGCUGUGAUUACAGGAAGUAGUUCAGGAAUUGGAGAAGCCACUGCUAGACUUUUCUCAAAGCGAGGUGCAAAAAUUACAAUUCAUGGACGCAGUGAAGAGAAGCUGGAAGAAGUGAAGCUAAUGCUUUUGCAGAAUGGAUCUACGUCAGAAGAGGUGCACACAGUGACAGGUGAUAUUACAGACCCUGCUGUUCGUGAAAAAAUGGUGGAAGAGACUGUUCAAAAGUUUGGCUGCAUAGAUAUUUUGGUUAACAAUGCAGGUGGAGGUGGCCAGGCAGGCUUCCUUCGUGAUGUCACCGAAGACCAAAUGGACUUUGCUUUUAAUGUGUAUCUGAAAGCACCAGUUCUUCUAUCAAAAUUAUGCUUACCAUAUUUGGUCAAACGUAAAGGAAAUAUAAUCAAUGUCUCUGGAAUCACAGCAACAGAAGUGUGGCCAGGUGCUUUUCCCUACAAUAGCUUUGCAAAAGCUGGCCUAGAUAACUUCACCAAAUUUGCUGCUGCAGAAUUUGGUCAAGCUGGUGUGCGUGUCAAUUGUGUCAGGCCUGGCGUGGUUGUGACUCCGUCUUUCAAUGCAGCAUUUCCUGACAGUAGUGUUCGUGAGCAAUUUCUCUCUUCUUGUGCAAAAAGAACCCUGCUGGACUUCAAUGGAGCACCAGAAGAUGUGGCAGAAAUUAUUGCUUUCUAUGCAUCUGAUGCUGCAAAGUUUCUCACUGGUGACUUUACCUGUGCUGAUGGAGGGAGAUCCAUCAACUGUAAUCAUGGAGAAACAAUGCCACAGCCAAACUAUGAUGAUUUUCUUACAUAGCCAUUAUUCCCAUAAAGUAUUGCAAUUAGCCAUAAUUUGUUAACAAAGCUAUGCUCUUGAUUUACGAAGAUUGUUUUUUAAGAUAUUGGUGCUGUCAAUGUCAUUGAAAAUUUUGAUAAUCUUUUCUUACUUUCAAUGAAUGAUCACUUUUUAUUAGCAUUCUAUCAUUGUGAAGAUGCAGUUUCAUCUCUGACAAAGAAGAGUUGUGAGACCUACACCUGUGUAGAUCAUGACUAUUGUUGAAGAAAAAUAAAUGUAUCUCACUUUUGUCCUCAUCCUCUUCAUCAUAAACAACAUCAUCAUUAUUCUCAUUUUAAAGCCUCCUCCAAUAUCAUCGUCAUCAUUUUCUUAAUGUCCUUAGUUUGUCACAUGAAGUCAAAAUUAACCCUUCCCAUGGUGUUUAACGCUUGGCUUUGCAUUACUUGCUGUACUUCUGUACAUGCAUCAUUGUUGUUGAAACUGUUACAAGGGCAUAACAGAUUCUUGUUGUGGCCACUUCUUAGGUGCAGUAAACCUCUCAUCUAACAAAUUUUUCAGGUUCAACCUUUCUAUUCGUUGUAUUUGAGGUUUUGUAACAAUAUUGUCGGAUAGAUGUGAUAGCAUUUAGGAUCGGAAAUGCGAUGCGGAUGUACAAGUAAAUUUGUCAGAUUGUAACUUUUAGCUCACGACAAAUACCAGUUUUAUUUUAUAACUCACAAUGGACUCACCUAGUGAACUGUUGUCUUGUGUCAGACAAGAGGUAACACCAUGAUUUCUAUGGACCUGUGAUAUAACAUUUUAAUGAAUGAUGAGCUGUUGGAGGGGGGGUUGAAAUCUUUUUAAAGAACAAAUAGCUGCUCAAGAGACUGACCGCAACUGGAGCCCUUACUCUUACUACACUAACAGCUGUGCUUUCUUUGAAAGUGAAAGAAGUACUUCAUUUUUCAAAGAGUACCAUAGUUUACAUGUUGUUUCAUUAGUUAGGAAUUUUAGUUGUGGGUUUUCUCUUCCUUCUCCUUUUUUCCCUUCAUUAUGCCUUUAACAUGUACUUUAAUUCUACUUUUAUGUAUGAUCUUCAUCUUGUUUUGCUUGUGACUAUUCUAAAUUCUUCCCUUUACCCUCUUCGCUACCAUGCCCGUAGAAUUUAUGGGCCUGAACUUUGUAGCGCUGUGCCUAUAGCCGGUUUGAAUUUACGGGACUGUGACAGUGAUUGUUUUGAUACCAAUUAUAAGGGAAGUUACGGCUAAAAUCUUGUAAUUAUUAUUGGGGUACCUUCCCCUUAUGUUUACCUCCUUUUUCCCCCCAUUUGAAAGCGUCAGAUUCAGAUUUUAGCUCGAACAGAAGAUUAGAUCUAGAUCUAACACGUAUCUUGAUCUACCACACAAAUAUAAUUUCAGUAAAGACAUGUGGGCUUACAUGUAAGUAUAUGGAUUGUAUAAAGUAGGAAAAGCCUCUUGUCACUUCUUCUUUACCUGCAAACACUCACACAUGGUCUCAGUUUAUCAUUACUCAAAUGUGUGUUGUUUUAUGUUGUUUGGUGGAGUUGUUUUUGGCAUCAUGUUACUAACUUCAACUUUUCUCCAUCUGUCUCUCAAUGAAAUUCCCCCAAAAUGAUGCAAUAGGAAUGUGGUUCAAUAGGCCUAUAGAAUGUACAUGCAGAAGUCCACAAGGAAAUACUCGUAAAUAAAAGAGUUAUAGGAUGUAGGAUGGGGUCACUCCUGAACAGCCGUGGUUCAUGGGAUUUCUCGCGGCACAGAGGCCUAUCCUAUAUAAUAUUUACCUGCGGCAUUGAAGGGGUUAAUGCCUGCUGCCAAUAAAGUUUUAUAUUUUGAUUGUUUGACUAGUUUAAAAGAAAAAUAAUAUAUUGUAUUUCAUGGGCUCUUGAGUCGGUGAAAGAGUACCUCAUUUGAUAAGGGGAGCUCAUUCCUUUUCUUUCCAUCAAACUUUUGUCUUUGUCAGUUUACUGGCAUUUUUAUGAUCUACUUGGUUGUUUUCACACUUGACUUUACACAAUCCCCCCCACCCCACCCCUGAUGUGUAACAUUUGACACUGUUAAUAUCAUCAUCAAAGAAAUCAUGCUCAGUUGUGUUUCUUUGAUAUUUACUUCAGUGUAAUGUCCGUGCCAUUUGUUCUUCACUCUUACCACUUAUCGAUCUGCUAUGUUCUCAAAAUGCCUUCUUAGCAGCAAAGCAUAUAUUCACUUGCACAAAAUCGAAGAUGCAAUUUCCUUGAAUGAUGAUUGUUUAUACUUGUGCAAAAGUUUCACUUGGUAUGCCAUAACAUAUAUAUAAUAAUUAUAAACUGUACAUUCAGUUUUAAAGAGACUAUCCAGUUUACUGCCUACUGCAAGUUGUAUAUAUUUGGACAACAUAUAUCUCCUUGGAAUUGAAAUUAAAAUGCAGACUUCUUCAGA
Aplysia californica (California sea hare) is the source of this 3946-nucleotide messenger RNA. RefSeq names its product aklaviketone reductase DauE. NCBI's taxonomy places the organism in Eukaryota, Metazoa, Mollusca, Gastropoda, Aplysiida, Aplysiidae. The transcript is spliced from 10 exons. Bases 717 to 1553 code for a protein of 278 amino acids. The record is from RefSeq and is a predicted model, not a curated record.